AUGUGCUUUGCCCUCCAAGAUUCCACCACCGGGUGGCAACGUCUUGAAGUAGGAAUCGCAAUGGGUUGUGCCAUCUCUCCCAUCCUGUUUGUGGCAGCCUUUGAAGUAAUCCUUGUUGGAGCAAGACAGAUGGUUGGAGGGAUCAAACUACCAUCUGGGCAGAGGUUACCCCCUCUGAGGACGUACAUGGAUGACGUCACCAGCCUCCUCCGGAUGGCAGCAUGCACAUCAAGACUCCUGAAAAGGAUAGACAAGCUGAUGUCAUGGGUACGAAUGAGGAUCAAGCCAUCAAAAUCAUGGAGCCUGUCUCUCAGAAGGGGAGUGAGACAUGACAGUACCAUCUUCAGUGUUGGGGGAGAGAAAACCCCACUCCUCUCUGAGCAACCCAUCAAGAGCCUGGGGAGGCAGUAUACCGCAGAGCUCACGCACAAACAGAUGGGGAGAGUCGUGAUGAUGAUGAUGAGGCAGCUAUCAGAAGACCUGGCAAAGAUCGACCAAAGCCAGCUGCCAGGAAAGUACAAGGUGUGGUGCUACCAAUUCACGCUCUACAGGAGGGUGAUGUGGCCGUUGAAAAUUAGGCUGGUUGGAAGGCUACCAUAGAUGCCUAGGCUAUGUGGGACUGUCAAUGACACGCCUUCUGAAGGACGUAGAAGUAACCGGAAGAAACCUGAAGAAGGCAACCAAGGAGCUAGUGGAAGAAGCGGAGAAGGGGAGCUUUUGGCUCUGGCUGAGGAGAAAAGAGAGGUGCUGGGGAAAGAACGACUAA
Messenger RNA from Xyrichtys novacula (pearly razorfish), 766 nucleotides. The record is from the annotation of a GenBank genome assembly. NCBI's taxonomy places the organism in Eukaryota, Metazoa, Chordata, Actinopteri, Labriformes, Labridae.